CUUAUUCUUACCAUUCGGAUGACGCUAACGGAGACGAAAGGGCGAGGACAGUGUUUGAAAUGCCAGAGUCCCGUCUACCUGGCACAAGGUAAAGUGACAACUUGCUGAGACAGGAGAUAGACGGGGGCACCGUUCCACAAGUGAUCAGAGCAGCAGAUUUAAGUGAGAUCAGCAGUACGUCUUCUGUGUGUCAGAACUCUCAGCCCAAGGACUGCAGGAACUGAAAGACAGAGAUCACCCUCUUCCGAGCCAAGGCAGAUCGUGAUUAUCUGCCUAGAACCCACCCAAGACCUAACAGCUACUCACAUUCAUCAAGAGUGCAGGUGUUUAAGUCUUUCUUCUGAGCUGACCUUUACUAUUUGCAGCAACUUAAGAGUGGGACUGAGAGCUAUAGCCAGUCGUUACAGGGGCAGCUCAAAGUUUUGAGUGUUUUUUUGCAGCGCACUUCACGCUGUUGCUAACUUUGCGGGCUCUAGUUCUCGGAACUGAUAAAACAGAUUAGAAAAGGAGUGCAUUCUGUAAAAAGUCGAUUGUCAUCACCAGUAUCAAGAGACGUGUAAGGUCCUCUGGCGCUGGGAGGUGGUCUGCUGAACUGCUCCUGGUCACACGUGAAUGGGGAGAUCAUUUAAGGUGGAGAGAGGGCUGCACGACAGUAGACUGUAGGAUCUGCCUUUAACCCACGGAGCAUUCACAGACUGUGAAGGCUGGCAACACAGUAGCAAGGGUCCCAGCUCUGCUUAAUAUAAAUUGAUCAAAUAAUAGAUUUCAUUUCUUGCUCAAGGCCCCCCUUUAACCAUCAAAAUUUCGUCCAAAAGCAGACAAGAGGAUCGCCCAGCUCUGACCCGUAUCGUGGGCAGGAAGCGGCUGAUCGCAGCUGGAGCGUUAGGGGUCAUCAUGGUAUUGCUGCUAGUUAUUCUCAUCCCGGUACUUGUCAGCUCUGCUGGUACAUCAGCUGCGCACUAUGAAAUGCUCGGCACCUGUAGGAUGGUGUGCGAUCCAUAUGGAACCAAAUCGCCUAACACAGCCACAGCAGAGACUGUGCGAGACCACAACUUAAUGCAGUCCCUACCCACCUUCAUCCAGGGGCCCAAAGGAGAGUCAGGUCGCCCGGGCAAGGCAGGGCCCAGGGGGCCACCUGGGGAGCAAGGUCCUCCAGGUCCAAUUGGCCCUCCAGGCGAGAAAGGAGAACCAGGCAAGCAGGGAUUGCCAGGACCACCAGGACCUCCGGAUCCCAGCUCUGCAGGAGCCAUCAGCGCAGCCACCUACAGUACCGUACCCAAGAUCGCUUUUUAUGCCGGACUUAAACGACAGCAUGAGGGUUAUGAGAUUCUCAAAUUCGACGAUGUGGUAACAAAUCUGGGCAAUCACUAUGACCCAAGCACUGGCAAGUUCACUUGUUCCAUCCCUGGCAUCUACUUCUUCACCUACCACGUCCUGAUGAGGGGAGGAGAUGGAACCAGUAUGUGGGCUGAUCUCUGCAAGAAUGGGCAGGUUCGGGCCAGUGCAAUUGCACAAGAUGCAGAUCAGAACUAUGACUACGCCAGUAACAGUGUCGUUCUUCAUCUAGAACCAGGAGAUGAAGUCAACAUUAAGUUAGAUGGAGGAAAGGCACAUGGUGGAAACAACAAUAAAUACAGCACUUUUUCUGGAUUUAUCAUCUACGCUGAUUGACAUAUUCUUAAUAAGAAAGAUUUUACUCUAAGUCUGAAUGCUGGAUUCCAAAUAUCUGAAAUCCAUGAAAAAGAUACCAGUAGAAAGUGACCAAAGGGCAGUUGGGCUGUAUAAGGAAAUCUCAAGCUACCUGACUCACAUCUGUUCACAAAGUGAAAAUACUGACUUUAUUGAAAACUUUUAACAGAUGUGACAUUUGUUAGCACCAAAGUGAAUACUGCUUGUCAUCAGUGUUGUUGUGAAUGAAAACUAAUAUACAUAUAUAUAUCAACAUGAUUUUUAUAAGUGAUUCUAAACAAAUCUGAAUGAUGUAUUUAUUGAUACCUUGAUUUACAUUACAGUAUGUAUUACCUUCAGCUUCAAUUCAUUUAUCAGCUUUGGUCCUUGUGAGUUGCCUGCUUAUGAUAACACUUGGGAGUCGAUCUGCGUUAUAUGAUGAGGAAUGUGCUUAUACAAUGCUUCCAAGACAAUAUAAAGGAAAAGUCAGAAUAUGCCCCUAUAAACAAAUUUAUCUAUUGUACAGAAAUAUAUAAUCAAGUCGUACAUAUACUUUAAACAGAACAUUAAAAGGGAGUUUAUUUAAAUAAACUGUUUAGGAAGAUGAUAAUAUUACUUUGACUACUGCUACCAUGUAACAGCAUUACUGUUCAUUAGAUUACUGCACAGUGAAAAGAAUGUCUAGCAUUUCAUAGUAUCAUUAAAAGUAAUAAAAAGUUAUUUUUUAAUUUA
This is a messenger RNA of Protopterus annectens (West African lungfish), 2400 nucleotides long. RefSeq names its product complement C1q like 3 (gene C1QL3). The transcript has 2 exons. The record is from RefSeq and is a predicted model, not a curated record. Gene Ontology annotation, molecular function: protein binding. Bases 895 to 1671 code for a protein of 258 amino acids. NCBI's taxonomy places the organism in Eukaryota, Metazoa, Chordata, Ceratodontiformes, Protopteridae.